GGUCCACGCCUUUUACACACACUGUGUGAAUAGAAUGCAUUGAUUGUGUAUUGGAUGUACUGGUGCCUGGUAACGUUAUGCUAUGACAUGAAUGCAGUGAACCAGCAGCUGUGCUCUUGCGGGGACUGAUUCUAGAUAUCAUUAAGCUCAUGGUAGGCUCUUUAGCAGUCAAUGUGCACUAAUGAUGCACUACUCAAACUGGCUUAUUGGCGUGAAAAACAGGGCAAGCCUUCGAAAUGCAUGCAAAACACCACCUAACACCGACUGGAACAACAGGGGAAUUGUUGUGGACGUGAAGAACAACAAUCCGCAGCCUAAUGAAAAAACAUCCGAGCUAACGGUCACCACCCACCUCUGGAAAAAAGGCUACAAAAUAAUCAAGAAAAUUGGGGAGGGCACAUUUUCAGAGGUGGUGAAAACUCAGAGCCUGAAAGAUGGGAAGUUCUACGCAUGUAAAAAAAUGAAGCAGACAAUUAACAGUCUGGAGCAGGCCAACAAUCUGCGGGAAGUCCAGGCAAUGAAGAGAUUGAGCCCUCAUGCAAAUAUCAUUCAGCUACACGAACUGAUUUUUGACAAAGAAACUGGAACUGUGUCUUUGAUUUGUGAGCUGAUGGAGAUGAACAUCUAUGAGUUCAUACAAGGAAGACAAACUCCACUGCCUGACCAUACAGUGAAGAAUUACAUGUACCAGCUGUGCAAGUCACUUGACCACAUGCACAGCUGUGGGAUCUUUCACAGAGAUGUGAAGCCUGAGAACAUUCUCAUCAAACAAAAUGUUCUGAAGCUUGGGGACUUUGGCUCAUGUCGGAGUGUGUACUCCAAGCCCCCACACACAGAGUACAUCUCCACACGCUGGUACAGAGCCCCAGAGUGCCUCCUGACUGAUGGGUAUUACAGCUUAAAGAUGGACAUCUGGAGUGCUGGUUGUGUCUUCUUUGAAAUCAUGAGCUUGAAUCCCCUCUUCCCUGGAUCAAAUGAGUUGGACCAGGUUGCCAAGAUCCAUGAUGUGUUGGGGACGCCAGAUCAAAGUCUUCUCCAAAAGUUCAAGCAGUCUAGAGCAAUGCAGUUCAACUUUCCUCCAAAAAAGGGCACCGGAAUUUCACGAUUAAUCCCAAACUGCCCAGCCCCGGCUUUGUCACUGCUGUAUCAGAUGCUCGCCUAUGACUCUGAUGAACGCAUCACUGCAGAAACAGCCCUGCGGCACACAUACUUCAGGGAAAUCAGGCUGGCAGAGAAGAAAGCUGACACUCUUCACAGAGUUUCUGGGACUAUGGAUGUAGUAGAGAGUAGUGUAACGCCCAGCUCCUUAGAGCAAAUCUGGCGUUCAACCAGACUUGGCAAACAGCUGAGGGGAAGAUAUACAAGGCAAACACCUUUAAUGCGUCACAUGAAGCAUGUAGCAGAGCCACUUGUCAGACGGAACGUCCCUCAUUAUCCCACAGAGCUGCCCAAACUCAACAUGGUUGUACCAGGACCACAGAUCUCCUUCCCAGUCCCCACUAUGCCAGCUUUCACUGUCACCCACCGAGGCACACUGCCAGCCAUUACAUCGAAAAAGUGCCAGUCACAGUUGGCCAAGCCCCGGGAUGAGUCACACCGAGCAGCUUUCAAGACCUACUACAUGCCACCUCUGGAUAGGAAACAAGGGGGCUACUGAGAGGCAAAAACACUUCUUUUGAUUUAAAACCACUUCUUACUGUACUUAUAAACAGAUUGUUGAGAGGACAAUGUUUUGACAGGCCUGAUGUUGAAAUCUGUAAAACAACGAAAAGAUAUUUGAUAAAAAAAAAAAAAAAUGCAAUGAAGACCGCAGACUCUGUCAGCUUACUAGUUAUAACUUCUACACCAAACUGUUGAAUCGUCAUGGUAAUGACGAAAUUCAGUGUCUACACAAACAAUGAUAGAUUCAGUCAUAUUAUGUUGGAUUGGGAAUGUGUAGUUUAGUUAUGACCUCUGUUUUACUUGACCUAGUCAGGUGUUACAUGUUUACAACUGUUGAGAAAUAUAUACUUCAAUCUGAGCCUAUUACACAAGCUAAGCAAUAAGAUAUUUGACAAGUUACCAGGCUGUUUACCAGAGGUGAAUUAAAUGGUGUAACUUUUUAGACAAGGAAUAUGAUCAACUAACUGGGAAAUAAUACAGUGGCUUUAAAAAGUUGUCACACCCUAUGAACUUGUUACAGUUGUAUUAUUUUACAACUUUGAAUCACAAAUGAUUAGCUAAGCUUUUGAAUCUAAUCAACAAAAAUACUAUAAUGUCGCAGUAAAAACAGGUCUCGACAAAUUGAUCUACAAUAAAUGUAGAAAAACACAAAAUAUGUGCAAGUAUUCACAGAAUACUCUCAGAAGUUAGAGGAAGUUACAAUUUUUUUUUUUAAAUACUACACACAGCUGUGAUUCAAAGUUGUAAAGCAAUAAAACACGAAAAACUCCAAGGUCGGGGUUGGUGCUGUAUAUUGAGAAAGUGAAUCACUUCCUUGGAACAAACUCAUUUGAGGGGCAGAAGUCUUCCUGUACAAAAGUAAACAGCGAAACUAUUCACAUUAAUUGCUUCACAAUUACUCUAUGCCACAAAACUGCCAUUGGAGAAGUAAUUUAAAGGCACAUUUCACGGUCGACCUGUAAAUAAAAUAAACAGGCCCACAUGGACUGCAACACAUUCAGUUGGAACAAUGAAUAACAUAAAAUGUCUUUACUUUUAGAUCAAUUAUGUGGGUAAAAACAAUGGGCAAAGAUUGCAGACUGGGCCUUUAAAAGACCCAAAUCAGAUUUUUUUUUUUAUUGCUAUGUUCAGAAUGUAGCUUGACAAGUACCCUCAUAUCCCCUUCAUUUAAAAUAUUGUGGCUUAAAAAUGUACUUUCAUUCAGAGCUGUGAGCUCAUUAAAAUGGACUGUGACUCAAUCUGCACCUUAUGGUGCUGGUUUUUGUGAUGCAUAAUAAGAGUAAAAAAAUUGUUGAGUAUCA
This is a messenger RNA of Seriola aureovittata, 2963 nucleotides long. Its product is annotated as MAPK/MAK/MRK overlapping kinase-like. Gene Ontology annotation, biological process: intracellular signal transduction; protein phosphorylation. Gene Ontology annotation, molecular function: ATP binding; protein serine/threonine kinase activity. NCBI's taxonomy places the organism in Eukaryota, Metazoa, Chordata, Actinopteri, Carangiformes, Carangidae. The record is from RefSeq and is a predicted model, not a curated record. Gene Ontology annotation, cellular component: cytoplasm; nucleus. The transcript has 12 exons. Bases 182 to 1657 code for a protein of 491 amino acids.